Molecule: messenger RNA, 7459 nt
Organism: Octodon degus (degu)
Lineage: Eukaryota; Metazoa; Chordata; Mammalia; Rodentia; Octodontidae
Gene: Prp4k
Product: pre-mRNA processing factor 4B
Exons: 15
Coding region: 33-3170 (1045 amino acids)
Biological process (GO): peptidyl-serine phosphorylation; mRNA cis splicing, via spliceosome; peptidyl-threonine phosphorylation
Molecular function (GO): ATP binding; protein serine/threonine kinase activity
Source: RefSeq, a predicted model, not a curated record
CUCGGCCUCGCGUCGCCUGCGCCGCCGUGCACAUGCGCGCCGGCCCCUUUCCCUCCUUCCCCACUUCCACUGGGUACUACCGUCAGGGCUGCCGGCGCCGCCGCCGCCGCCGCCGUCGCCGCCGCGAAGUCAGGAAGUUCAAGAUGGCCGCCGCGGAGACCCAGGCGCUGCGGGAGCCGCCGGAGAUGGAAGAUGCUGAUAAUUCUGAGAAGAGUAUAAAUGAAGAGAAUGGAGAAGUAUCAGAAGACCAAUCUCAAAAUAAACACAGUCGUCACAAAAAAAAGAAACAUAAACACAGAAGUAAACACAAGAAGCAUAAACAUUCCUCAGAAGAAGACAAGGAUAAAAAACAUAAGCAUAAGCAUAAACAUAAAAAACACAAAAGAAAAGAAAUUCUUGAUGCCUCUGACAAAGAAGGCAUGUCUCCAGCAAAAAGAACUAAACUUGAUGAUUUAGCUUUGCUGGAAGACUUGGAGAAGCAGAGGGCCUUGAUUAAAGCCGAACUUGAUAACGAGCUGAUGGAAGGAAAGGUCCAGUCUGGGAUGGGACUCAUUUUACAGGGCUAUGAGUCUGGCUCUGAGGAAGAAGGGGAGAUUCAUGAAAAGGCGAGAAACGGGAAUAGAUCUAGUACCAGAUCUUCAAGUGCAAAGGGGAAACUUGAAGUGAUGGACAAUAAAAAUAGUACAAAAAAGCGAAGUAAAAGCAGAUCCAAAGAACGGACUAGACAUAGGUCAGAUAAAAAGAAAAGUAAGGGAGGCAUUGAGAUAGCUAAAGAGAAAACCACGAGGAGCAAGUCCAAGGAGAGAAGGAAGUCCCAGAGUCCCUCUAAGAGAAGCAAGUCUCAAGACCAAGCAAGAAAGUCAAAGUCCCCUACGUUUAGGAGGCGGUCUCAGGAGAAAAUUGGCAAAGCCAGGUCUCCCACUGAUGAGAAGGUUAAAAUUGAAGAGAAGAGUAGGAUAAAAGAUAGGAAAAAAUCUCCAAUUAUAAACGAAAGUAGAAGUAGAGAUAGAGGUAAAAAGUCCAGAUCCCCAGUUGACCUACGAGGUAAAUCCAAAGACAGAAGGUCACGGUCCAAAGAGAGAAAAUCAAAAAGGUCUGAGGUUGAUAAAGAGAAGAAGCCCAUUAAGUCUCCCUCUAAGGAUGCUUCCUCUGGGAAAGAAAACAGGUCACCCAGUAGGAGACCUGGUCGCAGUCCUAAGAGAAGAAGUCUGUCUCCAAAACUGCGUGAGAAGUCCAGGAGAAGUAGAUCUCCACUCUUGAAUGAUAGAAGAUCUAAGCAGAGCAAAUCACCUUCCCGAACUCUGUCUCCGGGUAGAAGAGCCAAGAGCCGAUCUUUAGAAAGAAAACGUAGAGAACCAGAGAGGAGACGACUUUCGUCUCCAAGAACACGCCCUCGAGAUGACCUCCUCAGCAGGCGGGAACGGUCCAAGGAUGCCAGCCCCCUCAACCGGUGGUCUCCAACGCGGAGAAGAAGUCGCUCUCCCAUCAGAAGGCGGUCUCGCUCCCCACUCAGGCGCAGCAGGUCUCCCCGACGGAGAAGCAGGUCUCCCCGGAGAAGAGAUAGAGUCCGGAGGAGCAGGUCACGCUUGAGGAGGAGGUCUCGAUCACGGGGAGGCCGCCGGCGAAGGAGCAGAAGCAAAGUGAAGGAAGACAAAUUCAAAGGAAGUCUUUCUGAAGGCAUGAAAGUUGAGCAGGAAUCGUCCUCUGAUGAUAACCUUGAAGAUUUUGACGUAGAGGAAGAGGAUGAAGAAGCACUAAUAGAACAGAGACGAAUACAGAGGCAAGCAAUUGUUCAGAAAUACAAGUACCUGGCUGAAGACAGCAAUAUGUCUGUGCCGUCGGAGCCCAGUAGCCCGCAGAGCAGCACUCGGACACGAUCACCCUCUCCAGAUGACAUCCUGGAGCGAGUCGCUGCCGAUGUCAAAGAGUAUGAGCGGGAAAACGUUGACACAUUUGAGGCCUCAGUAAAAGCCAAGCAUAAUCUCAUGACAGUUGAACAGAAUAAUGGUUCAUCUCAAAAGAAGCUGUUGGCACCUGACAUGUUUACAGAAUCUGAUGAUAUGUUUGCUGCAUAUUUUGAUAGUGCUCGUCUUCGGGCUGCUGGCAUUGGAAAAGAUUUCAAAGAGAACCCCAACCUCAGAGAUAACUGGACUGAUGCCGAGGGCUAUUACCGUGUGAACAUAGGUGAAGUCUUAGAUAAGCGUUACAACGUGUAUGGCUACACUGGACAAGGUGUCUUCAGCAACGUUGUGCGGGCGAGAGAUAAUGCAAGAGCGAACCAAGAGGUGGCCGUGAAGAUCAUCAGGAACAAUGAGCUGAUGCAAAAGACUGGCCUAAAAGAACUGGAAUUCUUGAAGAAGCUCAACGAUGCCGACCCUGAUGACAAGUUCCACUGCCUGCGACUCUUCAGGCACUUCUACCACAAGCAGCAUCUGUGCCUUGUGUUCGAGCCUCUCAGUAUGAAUUUACGAGAGGUAUUAAAAAAAUACGGUAAGGAUGUUGGGCUUCAUAUUAAAGCUGUAAGAUCUUACAGUCAGCAGCUGUUCCUGGCAUUGAAACUCCUUAAAAGGUGCAAUAUUCUACAUGCAGAUAUCAAGCCGGACAACAUCCUGGUUAAUGAAUCAAAAACGAUUUUAAAGCUCUGUGAUUUUGGGUCGGCUUCCCACGUCGCGGAUAAUGACAUAACACCUUACCUUGUCAGUAGAUUUUAUCGGGCUCCUGAGAUCAUUAUAGGCAAAAGCUAUGACUACGGUAUAGAUAUGUGGUCUGUAGGCUGUACGUUGUAUGAGCUCUAUACUGGAAAAAUUUUGUUUCCUGGUAAAACCAAUAACCACAUGUUGAAGCUUGCCAUGGAUCUCAAAGGAAAGAUGCCAAAUAAGAUGAUUCGGAAAGGUGUAUUUAAAGAUCAGCAUUUUGAUCAAAAUCUCAACUUCAUGUACAUAGAAGUUGAUAAAGUAACAGAGAGGGAGAAAGUUACUGUCAUGAGCACCAUUAAUCCAACUAAGGACCUGUUGGCUGACUUGAUUGGGUGCCAGCGACUUCCUGAAGACCAACGUAAAAAAGUACACCAGCUGAAGGACUUGUUGGACCAGAUCCUAAUGUUGGACCCAGCUAAACGAAUUAGCAUCAACCAGGCCCUACAGCAUGCAUUCAUCCAGGAAAAAAUUUAAACAAGAUGAAGAAACUGCAAGGGUUUGAGUAAUUAAAUACAAAGACUGAAGAAAUUUCACAGCAGUUUAUUAUUAAUGUAUAUAAACUUAUAAAUAUUUCUCCAGCAAAUUUGAGGAAGCAUGAUAUAUUUGAAUUAACACCAAGGGUGAUAUUUCUUUUAGAAAUGUUAGUUAAUCUGUUUUGUGUCUUAUGUGAAGUUUCACUGUAGAAUUGUUUUAAUUGCCAAGACUGCACAAAAUUACAGUGCUAAUGUAUAUGGUUGCAGUUCACAUAAAAGACAAAAGCAUCUGUUAUAAAAUGAGUAGUAAUACUGGGUGGAUGAUCCAUUUUUAGCAGACUUGGCUUCAUUUUGGUCUUCGAAUGAAAUGGCCAGCAUAAAUGCUGUUUAUAUUCACGUUUUCCUAGGUGUGUGUGUGCAGGCCACGGCAGCAUGCCCUGGGUGUAGUCAGUGCCGAAGGGGGUCUGUUUCUUCUUGAGCCUGCCUGCAGGGAUGUCUCCUCUUUUAAAGCAGGUUGUGUACAACAGUCAGUACACUGAAGGUAAGCUACCAUCAACAUCACUGGUGUUUUAAGCUGUUAUUUUAUUGGAAUAAUUGACAAAUGAGGGAUCUUAGCUUUGUGGCAGAAUUCCCUGCAUGUGUGAUAGCUGAUCUUGUUUUAUUUUUUGACAUUGCGACUGUGGCGUAGUUACAAUUUCUGUUCUGUUCAUCGCAUUUAAAAUUUGAAGAGUAUGCGCUUGAUGGAUAGAGCGCCUUCAGUGUACUGUUUCUUAUUAACUUUCCUUUUUUUAAAUCAACUUGCUAUAGACUUUAUAUACAUUUUGUUAACUAUAGUUCCUAGUGACAUAGAAACAAUGCAGUUUUCAUUUACUGAUUACAAAUGCUGAGGCCUGAUUCUGAAAGUCCUCAUAUUUAAAGAUUAGAUAGACAACAUAAUGAAAUUUUUAACUAUUUGUAUGUCAUUUUGAAAGUGUACUGCUUUAUGGUAACAAUGUUUUUCAUUUGUUCAUUGUUUUCAUUAUUUGUGAUCAUGUUGUCUUUCAAUACAGGCAUAAACCUUCCACUCUUGAACAAAGCAGCUGCUUUUUAAAAGCGGUAAUUGCUUCUUUACCUUUUAUUUCUUUUGUAAAUGAAGCUUUUCUUUAAGAAUGUGACCUUAAAGUGUUGUCUAUGGCAUAAAACAGUUGACACUCACUUAUUGUAAAGUGAAGAUGGUUCUGCUGCAUGUGAAGUGGGCCAUGCAGACUUGUGUAUGUUCUCAGUAUGCAUCGCUAGAUAAUAAAGUCUUUUGUGAACAAGGCAUUUGUAGCCAUUUUUAAAAGUUUUUGUCUUCAGUACUGGUAAGUCAGGUAAACCAUAGUUAAAACCUUUCUUUUUUUCCCCAAAGUUUUUAUUGAUAGUAUUGUUUAAGAUGUAAGCCUAGCUAGACAUUGAUCAUUUUAUUAGUAAUUAGGGUGCUAAUUAUUUCAUCCAGAAAAACCCUACGAUUAUUGUCAGCUUUCAGUGUAGUCAGAUUAUUCCUAUAGGUUGUAGGAUCUAAUUCAGGAUUUAACUAAUGUUUCUGCUAUUUUCUCACUUUUCCUUUUGAUGGUGCGGAAAGAGAAAAAGGAAAACGGGGCACAGGCCAUUCGACGCCUUCUCCAAGGGGUCUGAUUUGCUGAGACACCAGCUUCACCUUCUUAACAAGGUUAUUUCUGACAGCAUGUGUAGAUAAACAUUUAGCAACAGUUUAAAACAAAAUCAUGUCAAUCAACUUGGUUUUGCAACAAAGGAAUUCCUAUUUUUAACAUGGUAGAAGAGAAUUUCCAAAAGUGUAUGUAAUCCUUUCUGUUUGGGGUUAAUGUUUGUUCCCCUGAGAAAGAAUCCAAUUUAAGGGGCUUAUAUAAUACUUUUAAAUUGUAAAUGGGAUUUUCUUAUUCACCCAGGCACCUAAUUACACCAAGCAUGCACCUUUUGGUGCAUUCAAGAAUGGAAAAUCAGAAUAGCAGCACUCUCCUGGUGGGCUUUGCGCCAUUUAAAGGCUUGACAUGAACUGCACAGCCAGGAAGGUGAUAGAUGGCCUAAUAAGCCAGCCUCAACCCACACCCCGUCUCUUCAUGGUUUAGACUUAAAUGAGUAAAGGUGAUUUGUUCUCAUCUGCAGGUAGAGUGAAGCCUUUUAAAUAAGGCAUCACAUGUGCAGCUUCCAGCUUACUGAUACGGAGUGAUUUCCCACCAUUACCUGGUGACAGUCUGCUGCAUAGUCAAGUGUUUAGUAGUUAUUUUCACUGAAAAAAGUUAAUGUUUUGAUGCUUCUGGUGAUUUUCAUGUCUUCAUUUUAUAUAAAUAUUUAAUAAGUAAACUUUUCACUAGAAACAGUUCACCUUAUACCUUCAAGAUUAUUACUUAUUCUUUAAAAAACAAAGUUGCUUGUUACUUGUUCUUUGUGUUUUAGGUGCAGCUCAGUGGAAGAUGAUGACAACCAGAAGACAUGAGCUAAGGUUUCUGUCCUAUAAAAGAUUAAAAAGAAGAAUUUUUAGUUUUUGUCUUAAUUUUUUAGUUUUCAGCAUUAUGAUUUGGGUUUCAUUAGUGUUUGGUAUUUAGAAUAGUAGUGCUGAUUGUGGUGUUCAUCUGUAAGCGCUUGUUUUAUCACGCCACUUGACUCUCCUUCCUGUCUCCUGUAACAUAAACGUAGUGGUUGAGUGGUAGAAAGAGAGUCCUGGGGGGUAAGACCCCACGUGCCACGUGGUUGUCAGAAUGGGAUCCCAAGGAGCAUACAAAGCACACGAGCUGCCAGCGUAACACGCGCCACAGUACUCUUGAGCUGCAGGCAGAUGCAAAAGAGUAGAAGCAGCACUUGAAGAAGACUGUCCAACUGCUGUCAUUUCUGUUCUCUAAUUUCAACAAGUGCUCUGGUCGUGGUCUAAAAACAGACAAAAUACUCAGAGCUGUUGUCAGUUUUUCUUAAGGAAAACGAGAAAGGUGAUAUUGUAGUUCUUGUAUUGCCAAAUUGAGCUUUCUUAAAUUUGUCUAUUUACAUGGGACUCUACAAACUCAUGUAUACACACACACACACACACACACACACACACACACACACAAUUUUAUUUGAACUUAUAAUUUGGCUGAGACAGAAUUUGGAACUCAAAGAUCUGUUCCACUGAGGUCAUGUAGUGAUGGUCCUGCUGCCCAGACCUGCAUGCAUGUUUUUAUAGUAACUUGAGUUUCUAAAUACAGUUAACUGCCAUGAACUUUGGGCUUUCAGACACUCUAUGGCAAAAAUUAUGUCAAGUGAUUUAUCAGACCUGAGGGUUUAUAAAAGCCUUUAGCAUAACUGUCACGGAUGUCUUUGUUCUUUCUGGAACUGGGGGAGGAACUGUCUUAAUGUCAUACAUGAGACUAGUUGAGGAGAGGCAGCUCUCACGGGUCUUCAGAAACGGGGGGAUUUUAAGGUUUUCAGCAGGGAGGUGUGUUAUAAAUGAGCCCCUGUAUUAUCCCCCCACCCCCUAAGGUCAUUCCUACCUGUAUACACUUCUUCAUUCUCCAACAGCUUUCUCAUUUUACUCUCUCUAUUUUAUGUUUUUAUCUUACUAUUGAAGUUGAUGCUUUUUUCUAACAAAAAUACUCAGGACAUUCUUAUAGUACAAAGUAUGUAGUAUUUUAUGCUAUGUGAUAGGUGCAGAGAAAUUGAAUGUGUUGGUUUGGCUCCAGAUUUGCACUCCUCCCACGCUGCGUACCUGUACUUUUUCCAUAGAAGUCUAUGUAGGUUGAAAUAAAAUCUCAGAACUGAAACAAUCCCGUGUUGAAUCAAAUUUCAAUUUAGGCCAAUAAGCAGUGAGAGAAUGUCCUGUAUGCAGUAGCCGUAGGAAGCAGCUGCGUGGUCAGACCUGCAGUUUCCUUGCGUCAGUAGAGCAGCAGUGCCAUGUGCGCCGCACAUGCACGGCCUGGCAGAGCCUGCUUCCGGCACAUAGUGUGAAUUUUUACUCUCUAUGGAGUGUCUUACCGAGAUGUUUAUGGCACAUUCAUUGUGUUUUUACAUAUUAAUGAUGUACACUAUAUGGGCUUUAAAAUGUUUUCCAGUUGUCUUGCUGUGUCGCUGUGGCACCCUUAACUUUUCUUCUCCUUCUGCAUGUAGGGUAAGGGCCCGUUCUGAAGAGCCUUUCCAUUUAGUGAUCAAGACGCAGAAGCUGCUCUGAAAGUGCUCCAUGUGUACCCACUUGUUCAUGUUACCAUUCCGAAUUGUAUCUUGCAUUUCAGCAGCACAUGUUCCCAGUUGGCUUUUCGGGAAACAAUAAAAUAUACCUCUUGAUAC